UUGAUUGUAAUUGAACAAGAAUGUGUAGGCAAAACUGUCGCGCAAAAUCCUCACCGGAGGAAGUGAUUUCAACUGAUGAGAAUCUCUUGAUAUAUUGUAAACCUGUUCGACUAUACAACAUCUUUCACCUUCGCUCUCUAGGCAACCCAUCGUUUCUUCCAAGAUGCUUGAACUACAAAAUUGGAGCAAAGCGCAAAAGAAAGUCAAGAUCUACUGGGAUGGUAGUUUUCAACUAUAAGGAUUGCAAUAAUACAUUACAGAAAACUGAAGUUAGGGAGGAUUGUUCUUGUCCAUUUUGCUUUAUGCUAUGUGGUAGCUUCAAGGGGCUGCAAUUUCAUUUGAAUUCAUCUCAUGAUUUAUUUGAAUUUGAGUUCAAGCUUUCGGAAGAAUACCAGACAGUUAAUGUUUCUGUAAAACUUAAUUCCUUCAUAUUUGAGGAAGAAGGAAGUGAUGAAGAUAAAUUUGAGCCCUUCUCUCUCUGCUCGAAACCUCGUAAGCGUAGACAAAGAGGUGGCAGAAAUAACACCAGGCGACUUAAAGUACGAUUUUUACCGUUGGAUUCACCCAGUUUAGCUAAUGGCACAGAAAAUGGAAUUUCCCUGCUGAAUGAUGGAAACCGUGGAUUAGGAUAUCCCGAGGCAACAGAGCUUGCUGGACAAUUUGAGAUGACUAGCAACAUUCCACCAGCCAUAGCUCACUCUUCUCUGGACGCUGGUGCUAAAGUUAUAUUAACAAGCGAAGCUGUGGUCCCUGCUACAAAGACAAGAAAGUUAUCUGCGGAGCGAUCAGAGGCUAGAAGCCACCUGCUUCUUCAGAAACGCCAAUUCUAUCAUUCUCACAGAGUCCAGCCAAUGGCGCUUGAGCAAGUAAUGUCUGAUCGGGAUAGCGAGGAUGAAAUCGAUGAUGAUGUUGCAGAUUUCGAAGAUCGCCAGCUGCAGAUGCUUGAUGAUUUUGUGGAUGUGAAUAAAGAUGAAAAGCAAUUCAUGCAUCUUUGGAACUCAUUUGUAAGAAGGCAAAGGGUUAUCGCAGAUGGUCAUAUUUCGUGGGCAUGUGAAGCAUUUUCAAGAUUUUACGAGAAAGAGUUGCACCGUUACUCAUCACUCUUCUGGUGUUGGAGAUUGUUCUUGAUUAAACUAUGGAACCAUGGACUUGUCGACGCAGCCACCAUCAACAACUGCAAUACCAUCCUCGAGAAUUGCCAUAAUAGCUCAGACACCACCAACAACAACACCAACAGUGUGGAUCAUCCCAAUGAGUCAAACACCAAUAACAAUAACAGUGUGGAUCAUCCCAAUGACAUAAACAGCAAGAACGAUGUUGACAACAAGGACAAUAACAGCAGAGACAAGUAAUUAAAUAGGAAAAUCUCCGGUUUAGAUGAUACCGGUUAAUCGGAUUGUAACUUAUUCUUCUUUCUUAAAAAAAAUGUUUAGGAGCAAACAAAGAAUUUAUUUGUUA
Messenger RNA from Arabidopsis arenosa, 1458 nucleotides. The record is from the annotation of a GenBank genome assembly. Lineage: Eukaryota; Viridiplantae; Streptophyta; Magnoliopsida; Brassicales; Brassicaceae.